AGUGGAAAUUGCUUCGCCAGACGAAUUCAUCCAUAAGUCGUUUUCAUAGCGAAGAAACAGCUUCGCCUACGGUUUACUGUUCGAUUCUUCUUAUUUUUUAUCCUAGUCCAAGUAUCUCGUUUUUAUAAAAUUCAUGGUAUUUUGUCGGCACCGAUGAGACGCAACAAUACAGCUGCUUAUAGGAGUCCUAACUUGUAUUUAUUAUCACUCACACAUAAACAUGCAUGUGUUAUAUAUACAAUACAUACAUACUGUAGUAAAGAAAACAGCAUUCGUGAUCCAAAUGAGGUAGACGCCUAGACGGCUUUUGCCUUUUACGUUCAUCACUGUUGUUCGGUGUUUCUCUCUUACUUUCUGUUAGAUUCUUCGAUUGUUGUAUGUGAAUCUGUGUAUUCUUUUUUAUCAACAAAUACGGCAAACUCUAGCGUGAGAACUGAAAUACAAAUUAUCCGCAAUGGCGGAGACAAACGGAUCCGCCAAUUUAAAUAUAAAAAAUGGAAAUUUUAUUUGCGGUGUUGUCGAAGGAUUUUACGGUCGUCCAUGGACUACUGAACAGCGUAAAGAUCUAUUUAGAAAAUUGAAAAAAUGGGGAAUGGAUUCUUAUCUGUAUGCUCCAAAAGAUGAUUACAAGCAUAGAGCGUAUUGGAGAGAUUUAUACACAGUAGAAGAAGCUGAACACUUAACUGGUUUGAUUACUGCUGCAAGAGAAUGUGGAAUAACAUUUUAUUAUGCCCUUUCUCCAGGCUUAGAUAUAACUUAUUCCAGUGUUAAGGAAGUUACAGCUUUAAAAAGAAAAUUAGAACAAGUCAGCCAAUUUGGCUGUCAAGCAUUUGCAUUACUUUUUGAUGAUAUUGAACCUGAAAUGAGUGAGGCUGAUAAAGAGGUUUUUCAAUCUUUUGCACAUGCUCAGGUUUCGGUUACAAAUGACAUUUUCCAACAUCUUGGUCAGCCUCGUUUUCUUUUAUGUCCAACACAAUACUGUGCAACGAGAGCAAUGCCAAAUGUAUCAACUUCUGAAUACUUGAAUACCUUAGGCAGUAAAUUAGCACAAGAAAUAGAUAUAAUGUGGACUGGUCCAAAAGUAAUUUCACGAUUAUUAACAGUUGAGUCUAUUGAAGAAAUUACGGAAGUGCUCCGAAGGCCACCUGUAAUCUGGGAUAACUUACAUGCCAAUGAUUACGAUCAAAAGCGAGUAUUUCUAGGACCUUACUCGGGUCGAUCUCCUGAUCUCAUACCUAAACUUAGAGGUGUUUUAACAAAUCCAAAUUGUGAAUACGGCGCAAAUUUUAUAGCAAUACAUACAUUAGCACAGUGGAGUAGAUGUAAUGUCGACGGCAAACGAGAUCUUAGUUUGAAUGAUACAGUCUCGGCAGACAUCAAACUAGAGACGGAAACUGAAGAUGGACUUCUAGGGGAAGAUGUGCCUUCUACUCUAUCUCCGAACAUGUAUCAUCCACGUCGCGCGCUCAAGAACGCAAUAAAUGAGUGGCUACCAGAGUUCAACAAAAAACGUACGGCAUAUGGUGUGAUAGCCAAACCGCAACCCAGCGUAGCACCUACAAUUCCUAUUCCUAUAAUCCCUUCGGUGAAUACGUGCAUGAGUUUGACAUCGGCGACUACUACUACUACCACAUCAGCGGGCGCUUCGACAACGCCGGUUGUUGCGGCUGUGCUGGCACCCGUCGUCGGUGUCAGUGGCAACCCUAAUCAUCUGCAAGCGCUCGCCGAGGUUUGUUCCACUGUGAUGAGUAGCGAAAAUUUUGUGCCACCCUCCGGCCCUGUCAUGAACUCCCUUGUCUCCGAGACCAAAGUUGUUAGCGAGCAGGUAAUGCCGCCUAACCCUGGAGGUCCAUCACCCACACUAGCCGUACCACAUACGACGGAGCCCAUGGACUGUAAUAGCACUCCUACAAAUUCACCUGCGCAUCCACCUAAAACAUCCGCACAAGAUGAUGAUGCCAUGGUAGAAAAUACUUCUACAUGCAGCGGGGCAUCUGGAAGCAUGCAAGUAGAGGUAGAUGCGCAUUCAACGACUGUUAAUGGAACAUUGAUGAUUGUCGAGCAAGACGGCGAGCAUCACGAAAACCACGAAGAACGUGAAAAUAUUGACGAACCAGAUGAAGAUUCGCUAACCAGAUUAGACCCGGAUAAGCAAUUAACGUACGAAGAUCUGUCGCUUCUUUGUGAUCUCUUCUACUUGCCUUUCGAACAUAGUGGCCAAGGUAUUCAACUGCUGCAAGAGUUCAACUGGCUGAAAAGUAACGCUCACAUAAUUAUGCAUAGAUCUAAAGAAGAUGACCCUAUCAAUAAAGCUGAUAGUGAAGAAUGGCACGCUCGUGCAGCUAAAAUGAAUGACAUGUGUAAUUCUGUUAAUCGUUUGCUCCAGCGAUUAACUUUUUGCAAUAACCGAGAAUUAUUAUACGAUUUAUAUUCGUAUGUUUGGGAUAUGCGAGGAGUAGUGUCGCUAUUGAAUAGUUAUGUAAAAUGGCUUGCUUUUGGCAGAUUUCCGGCCACGAUGACGACAUUUACCCAAGGGAGUUACACAUGGUUUUCGAACGGCUGGAAAGAGACUUUUAUGAGUGGUGAUCAAGAGCCAUGGGUUUUUCGUGGCGGCCUUACCGCAGACUUACAGAGAUUGAUUCCUGUGGACAGUGGAAACGAUUUAUUCAUAUACAAAGCCCCUGAAGUGCCUAGCAGUAAAAUAUAUACAAUUCGUCCUUAUUUAUCAAGCGAUGAAGAAGCUGUGUACAAAGUGUGCAAUCAGAUUAAUAAUUGUUCUACGUCGUCUGCGGUAGCUGACAGACUCGUUGGUGGAUUUUUAACUUUAUCACCGGAAUUAUGUAUGGUCGUCGAAGACGAGACUGGAAUUGUUGGUUACGCUCUAACUGCCUUGAAUGUCAAAGUAUUAAAUCAAAAGCUAUCUGUUUCGUGGAUUCCGGAAAUGCAAUUGAAGUAUCCACUACAAAGCUUAAGCAAUGAAAUGUCACCAAACGAACAAGAAGCGAUACAAUAUUAUCACACGUUUAUGCCUGAUGUACCAGAGCAGUUGUGCAGACAACAUCCAUCAAAGCUUGUUUGUGGAUUAUUACCCAUAGUCACUGAUCAAUCAGUCUCUAAACGAUUGGUAACUUGUAUUCUAGCGGCACUUAGAGCAAACGGUUCUUUUGGAGCACAUACAACUAUGUCAGUGAAUGAUAAAGAAACUCAUGAAUUUUUUGUAAGAUUAGGUUUCAUUGAUAUAGUUCCGCCAUUGGAAGACAGUUCGACAACAAUAACAAUGUGUAGAAGUUUCUAACAGCAGGCAAAUUCUUCAAUUAUAGUUGUUAAUAAAGUUUAUAUAUUAGGUUCAAAUCAGAAGAAAAGUAAUUAAAUUCCGACAGUAAGAAGAAUAUGCUUAUUUUUUAACGUUUUACUUGCAGCGCCAGAAUUCGUUUUUGAAAAGCUUUAAAAUUUUGUCGAUCAAAUGAGCAAACCUGAAGUAAUAGAAUUUAAUUCAUAUACUUUUUAGCAUUGAUGUAUAUUGUUGAUGCAAAAGAGACAAGAAAUUUAUGAAUCUCUUGAGUAACAAUCAUAAAAGGCAUGCAUGUACAGCGUAGAAAAAAUAUUUAAGUUUCUAUAAUUCGGAUGCGAAAAAUUACGACAGAACUGUACGGUGCAAUACAAUGAAUCACAUUAUGAUCUUAUUGCUUGGACUUUUAGUCAACGUAAAUUACUGUAUUUGUUAAAAAUGUGCUGAGCGCAUUGCAAUUUUAAAAGCAAUUAUUUCAAUCAUCGAUUAAUAGAUCUGGAUAAAUAAUCAUUGUUUGUUUCAAAUUUCUGGCCUUUAAGUUGCAUAAUUUUUAGCUUAAAGUUGAUUUGAAAUCUUGCAUGUCUGUCGAAAUUUAAGAGUUAAACAUUAUUAAAACAUUAUUAAGAAACGUUCGUAAAGUCGACGGUAUCUUUUAAAAUUAUCUAGGUUGUUUUAAUUUUUGUGAACAUGAAGAAUUGUUGAAAGACUUAUUACUAACUACAUUUAUAUUUAAUUUAAUCAUUUUUGUUUACUUUUCGUUAUUAAAGUAAUGUAUAAUAUAUUGUGUGGCAUAAAUUAAAAUCAGUUUUUUUAAAUCUAAAGAACGUGGAUUUGUAUGCCCGAUAUUGUUUUUAUCAUAAGUAUAAAGUGUUUUUGUGUGAAUACAAGUAUUUAAUCUUCAGUUCGAGUUUAAGUAAAUACAAUUUAAUGAGACUGUUUUCAACAAUAUUUUGAAAAAAAUAAUGAUUUUCCUUAAUCGAUGAUUUCGUAAAAACAAUCAUCUCUAAUAGCUAAUAGAAUUAAUUAUAAAACUGUAAAAAUAAAAAAGAACAUUUAGCUGCCUCCAGUUUUGUACAGCGUAUAUGUAGCUAUAAUGAAACUUAACAUGAUUCUAUGAAACCAUCAUAUUUUAUUUCUAUU
This is a messenger RNA of Phymastichus coffea, 4429 nucleotides long. It is a transcript of the gene Oga, whose product is annotated as protein O-GlcNAcase. The coding region runs from base 455 to 3295 and encodes 946 amino acids. NCBI's taxonomy places the organism in Eukaryota, Metazoa, Arthropoda, Insecta, Hymenoptera, Eulophidae. The transcript is spliced from 13 exons. Gene Ontology annotation, molecular function: beta-N-acetylglucosaminidase activity. The record is from RefSeq and is a predicted model, not a curated record. Gene Ontology annotation, biological process: glycoprotein metabolic process.